CGAUUAGCAGACUUAGCUUCUCGAUCACAGAAUGGAGCUGGUGACUCCUCAGGAAUUCCUUCUUCACUAUUAUCGAAAUUAGGAGGUACUGAAGGUGGUGAAGGUCAAGAAGAUGCUGCUAAGAUGGCUCAGAAAGAGGAAAUGAGGAGGACGGCUGUUAGUCAAAUCAUGAAUACCGAUGCCCGUGAAAGACUGGCACGAAUCGCACUUGUUAGACCACAAAAAGCUAGAGAGAUUGAAGAUAUGCUACUAAGGAUGGCACAGAGUGGUCAAUUGAGAGGACAAGUUUCUGAGGAUCAAUUGAUUGGAGUUUUAGAUCAAAUCGAACGGGCUGAAGCUGGUGGCACUCGUGGUGGUCAAGCAGUUACGACAGUCAAGAAAAUCACUGUCAGCCCUUCUUUUUUUGGUCAUUUUUACACUCCAUGGUAUCUUUUAACUGAUGAAAUCUGA
Molecule: messenger RNA, 450 nt
Organism: Melampsora larici-populina 98AG31
Lineage: Eukaryota; Fungi; Basidiomycota; Pucciniomycetes; Pucciniales; Melampsoraceae
Exons: 3
Cellular component (GO): nucleus; cytosol
Molecular function (GO): DNA binding
Source: RefSeq, a predicted model, not a curated record